GUGCAAAAACACACUCCCUCUCCGGGUGUAACUUCAGUUCAGUGCAGUCGAGUUCUGGUGGCCGACGAAGCUGGUCCCUUCACAGAGACGCUUUCCCGGAUAGCAACGCCCUUCGGUCCUCUUACCUCGUCCUCAUCGGUGACAUAGAGAGGUGAUCCAAGAUGCCUUUCAAGCCCGCAGAACAGGCGAAGUGCCCGAAAUGCGGGAAGUCCGUGUACGCCGCCGAAGAGAAGGUCGCCGGCGGCUACAAGUUCCACAAGUCUUGCUUCAAAUGCGAGAUGUGCAACAAGAUGCUGGACUCUACCAGCUGCGCUCCCCACGAUGACAAACUGUUCUGCAAGCAAUGCCACGGGAGGAAAUACGGUCCAAAGGGUUAUGGCUUCGGCGGCGGCGCAGGUGCCCUCUCCAUGGACGCUGGCGAGCAGUUCGGCAACACCGAAUCUGUCUCAUACUCUGACAUGGUCGCACUGCAGAUGUGUGAGACAAACACCCAUGCGGACAUUCUUCUCGUCUUCGGUCGGGUACUCCGGUAUCCUUUUGGCGUAGAUCAAAUGGCAUUGAGGGCGAUAUUAGACGAUCGUCUGCACAGACCCAUGGCGAAUCCCAGCUUCUGUGGCUAUGGCAUCCAGAAACACGGGUCUGUUUGCUCUAAUGACCUCGUCCACCUCCGCCCGGUUGCCCGUGAUGACGACAUCGGCUCAUCUGGGUCCCGGUUGAGGCCUAGAGCACCGAUGCAGUCGAAGGUCAUUCCUGCGCCGGAGGGAGAAGGCUGUCCUCGAUGUGGGGGCAUGGUCUACGCGGCGGAACAGAUGCUUUCACGCGGCAGGGGUUGGCAUAAGUCCUGCUUCAAGUGCUUUCAGUGCAACAAGCAACUCGACUCCGUGAACCACUGUGAUGGUCCCGACCGAGAAAUCUACUGCAAACUCGACUACGCGAAAAAGUUUGGUCCCAAGGGGUAUGGGUACGGAGGAGGUGCAGGUGCCCUGCAAUGCGACCUCAUCAAUGGGGACAACUUGACCGAAUUCGUGAAACCGUCGAAGAACCUGGAGGAAUCGAUCAAGGCACCAGAAGGACAAGGAUGUCCACGGUGCGGAGGCAUGGUGUACGCAGCAGAACAGAUGCUUGCCAAGGGAACGACAUGGCAUAGAAAGUGCUUCAACUGCGGCGUUUGCCAUCGGCCGCUGGACUCGGUAAACGCGUGCGACGGCCACGAUCGAGAUAUUUACUGCAAGACCUGCUACGGCAAGAAAUACGGGCCUAAGGGAUAUGGAUUCGGCGGAGGGGCUGGUUUCCUUCAAACAGAUGUCAUCACGGAUGGAGAGGAAGUGGACAUGGUGAGCGGUCAGCCGAGGUGGAUCCCACCAGAGGCCAUGGACACGGGUGCCAUCAAGAGUACCCAUGGUGAAGGGUGUCCCAGGUGCGGCGGGGCGGUGUUCGCUGCCGAGCAGAUGCUUGCCAAGGGCUCGGUAUGA
Messenger RNA from Darwinula stevensoni, 1472 nucleotides. NCBI's taxonomy places the organism in Eukaryota, Metazoa, Arthropoda, Ostracoda, Podocopida, Darwinulidae. The record is from the annotation of a GenBank genome assembly.